Messenger RNA from Meleagris gallopavo (turkey), 936 nucleotides. Its product is annotated as histone H1.11R-like. Gene Ontology annotation, cellular component: nucleosome. Gene Ontology annotation, biological process: nucleosome assembly. Gene Ontology annotation, molecular function: DNA binding; structural constituent of chromatin. Lineage: Eukaryota; Metazoa; Chordata; Aves; Galliformes; Phasianidae. The record is from RefSeq and is a predicted model, not a curated record.
CCCAGCGUCACCGAGCUGAUCACCAAGGCCGUGUCCGCCUCCAAGGAGCGCAAGGGGCUCUCCCUCGCCGCGCUCAAGAAGGCGCUGGCCGCCGGCGGCUACGACGUGGAGAAGAACAACAGCCGCAUCAAGCUGGGGCUCAAGAGCCUCGUCAGCAAGGGCACCCUGGUGCAGACGAAGGGCACCGGCGCCUCCGGCUCGUUCCGCCUCAGCAAGAAGCCGGGAGAGGGCAUGGAGAAGGCUCCCAGGAAGAGGACGACUGCAGCUAAGGCCAAGAAGGCAGUGACCAAGAAACCUGCCAGCGCUGCCAAGAAGCCCAAGAAAGCAGUGGCAGUGAAGAAGAGCCCUAAGAAAGCCAAGAAGCCAGCGGCAGCCACCACGAAGAAGGCAGUAAAGAGCCCUAAGAAGGCUUCCAAGGCUUCCAAGCCCAAAAAGGCUGUGGCUGCCAAGAGCCCGGCCAAGGCAAAGGCUGUGAAGCCCAAAGCUGCCAAGCCCAAGGCGGCCAAACCCAAGACAGCCAAGGCAAAGAAGGCGGCUCCCAAGAAGAAGUAAAUCCUCGUGGAAGAUAACUCUUGACCCGCUUUUAAACCCAACGGCUCUUUUAAGAGCCACCCAAUAUUUCCCAAAAGGAGCUGAAAUACUGGUUAAACGAUUUUCUUGGCUGCUUCCCGAGGAAGAUCAGAGAAACGCGUUAUGUUUUUUACGAUGGGGGUGGGCGAGCGGGCUACGGACAGUGGCGGACGCUCCACCUCUGCGCCGCUUGGAAGCAGCGCUGCGAUAGCUUGAACUGCCCGCACUGCGUGCGGAUUGGCUGCGCCGCGGCUGUCAUCGUUCUCCGGGAGCGCAGUGCGGACACGCUGGGCGUGGGGAAGUUGCGGGCGGGAGGGAAAUAACACGGGCGUUCCUGUACUAAUGGCAGGAGUUCUAAGCUUCGGC